GUAAAUAUUUUAAUUUAUAAAAUUUAUACAUAAAGUUAUAAUAAUGGAAACAAUGAGUUUAAAAGAGAUUCAAAGCAAGUUGUUACUGUGGGAGGCUGCAGACAAUCCUCUAGCGCCCCUCAGUGCCGACCAACGAGAGGCAAUACUGGAUUUGGAGUCGCUUAUAGUUGGCGUAUCCUCAGACCCUGAUGAAGAAAAGACAGGAAAUGUCACUGUGAACACAGAUAACAAUGUUCUGCCUCCGGUGGACAAUACAUAUGAUUUUCUGGAGUGGUAUGAGAGCCUGUGCAGCAAUAACUUGAAGGCAGAUGACACUCCAUAUGAAGCAUACUACAAGCAACUGGAGGACCGGAGGAAUGAAUGUGAUGCAUUGACUGAUAGAAUUGGUGCAACAGUAUCUGAUUUGGAUAAACUAUCAGAACAAUACAACUUUGUGUCAAACAAAACAAACACAUUGCACAUGAUGAGUGAGCAGCUAUUGGCUGAUCAAACUAAACUCAGCAAUAUUGGUGAUGACAUUAAACAGAAGCUACAUUACUUCACACAAGUGGAGCAUUUGUCACAGCGUCUCAAUAGCCCCACCAUGUCUGUGAACAGUGACGCUUUCUUCACAGUUUUGGCUAAAAUUGACGAAUGCCUUGAUUACAUGAAAGCCAAUAGCGGUUACAAAGAAUCCCACACUUACCUAGUGAAGUACAGGCACUUACAAAGCCGCGCCAUCUCUCUGAUACGUUCGUACGUGACGCACGUGUUGAACCACGCCACCGAACAGAUACUGACGUCCAAGGAAGACGAUCCUAACGACCAAGAAUCCAUGGACACCGCGUACGCCGUAUAUUUCGGCAAGUUCCAGGCGGCGGCACCAAAGCUCAGGAAAGUUAUCAGUGAGAUAGAGAACCGAGCUGAGACUAAUGCUGACUAUGAGUCUCUGCUGUCGGACAUCCAGCGCGAGUACGCGUCGCGGCGCGCUCGUGGCGCGAGUGGCGCGAGUGGCGCGAGUGGUGGCGGCGCGUGGCGCGCGAAUGACGCGUGCGGGUGCGUGCGCGGCGUGUGCUCGGUGGUGUCGCACGCGUGUCGCGACGAGCACACGCUCUACCUGCACUUCUUCAGAGAACCAUCACCGGCACUUGAAGAAUACCUUCAAUCUCUAUGCAACAGUUUAUAUGAAACGCUGAGACCUCAAAUAAUACACAUUAACCACUUGGAGACACUCGCUGAGCUGUGCAUCAUAUUACGAGUGGAAGUUAUUGAAGAACAAGUCAACAACGACCCGGAGCGGCUGCGCGCGGUGGGCGCGGCGGCGCGCGCGCUGGCGCAGGACGCGCAGGAGCGCCUCGUGUUCCGCGCGCACCUGCAGCUGCGCGCCGACGUGCUGCGCUACCGACCCGCGCCCGGCGACCUCGCCUACCCGCACAAGCUCACCAUGAUGGAGCAAAUCGCUUUAUCUAUACAAGAAGCCUCUCUGAAGCGCAGCGACUCACGCAACUCUAUGAUAUCAGACAUCUCGGCGACGUCGCAGGAAGUCGCCAACAUCAACGUGGAGGCCCAGCGACGACCACAAGCCUCGCCUGCCGACCUCCAUGGCAUGUGGUACCCGACCGUACGGAGAACUCUCGCAGCCCUUUCGAGACUCUACCGCUGCUUAGAAAAGAGAGUCUUCCAAGGCCUCGCCCAAGAAGCGAUUUCAUUAUGCGUCCAAAGUAUAGACGACGCAGCAAAGCAGAUUUCGGAAAAUACCACCAACAUAGAUGGAGAGCUAUUCCAGAUCAAACAUCUGUUAAUCCUAAGAGAGCAAAUCGCCCCAUUCCAAGUCGAUUUUGUGGUGAAAGAAACCAGUUUGGACUUUAGCAAUAUGAAGAACGCAGCAUACGGCCUGAUACAGAAGCCCCGACAGAUCUUCUCCCUGAACUCUAAUAACGCCUUGCUAGAGUUCCUGUUGGAAGGCACGCCGAUGGUGAGGGAACAUCUUCUGGACUCGCGCAAGGAGGUCGACAGGCAGCUGAAAAGUUGCUGCGAGAGUUUCAUAAAAAACGCUACGGAAAUAUUAGUUGGGCCUAUGAUUAGUUUUAUUGAAAAGGUUCAAGCGUUCACGCCGAUGGAGCAACUAAAAGCCCAGCCGUGGGCCACACCCGAGCAGCUCGCGGUGUUAGUGAAGGAAGCACAGAAAAGGAUUAAAACACACCUCGCGCCCGUGCAGAGGUCCAUGCAGCUCUAUCUUUCUAACAAGGAAACCGAGUUUAUACUUUUCCGACCAAUACGGAAUAAUGUGGUCGGUUACUUUGUGCAAAUAGAACAAAUUAUGACAAAUGCUGGCUAUUCCGAAGAAGACGUGCUGAUAGUAGCGUGUCCAACACUGGAGCAGGUGUCGGUGUUCAUAUCGUCGGCGAGCCUCAUCAGCCACAGCGAGCCGGUCAUGCCGUUCGGCACCAAGGCCAAGCCCACUGUCAUCCGCAAGCCCAGUGUUACCAGCGUUCAAGAAACACAAGAAAAAACCAUAGACAAAAAUACUGUUAAUGUUGUGUAGUUAAAAUAUAUUUAUUGUAGAGUUUAUUCCCUAUAUAUAUUGUAACAUUAAUAUGCUACCUUAAAUACUUAUAAGACACAAUUAUUGCAAUCAUGAUUUGUUUACUAUUAUUAUGUGGGGCCCAAACAUUAAAUUCCAUAGUACUUUGUCUAGGUAUUAAGAUUAGAGUUGUAUAUAGUAUUUAAUGGCCCAUCCAGAUUGCUUGGGGUGACAAACAUCUUUUUAGGAAAGUUGUAUUUUACAGAUUGAUAUAUGUCAUGUGUCCUUGUUAUUUUUAACUUGUUUAUUUAAUUUGUUGUUAAUCAGUAAAUAUUGUAGUUAGUUGAUUUAAACCUCAAUUAAAUAACAUUAAAUGCUUAUAAUUUUUCAUAUUUUCUUAAUAAAGAAAUGAUAAAUACGAUUAAAAAAAAAUGUUUAUUUACACAUUUUACUUAAGUGUCUAUAAUAAAUACAGCUCCACCAAA
Molecule: messenger RNA, 2988 nt
Organism: Manduca sexta (tobacco hornworm)
Lineage: Eukaryota; Metazoa; Arthropoda; Insecta; Lepidoptera; Sphingidae
Gene: Cog3
Product: conserved oligomeric Golgi complex subunit 3
Exons: 12
Coding region: 44-2524 (826 amino acids)
Biological process (GO): intra-Golgi vesicle-mediated transport; Golgi organization; intracellular protein transport
Cellular component (GO): COG complex; cis-Golgi network; membrane
Source: RefSeq, a predicted model, not a curated record